GCUCGAGGGGGCAUGGCUUGGCCCCGCCCGCGCGUGUACGUGCAUGGCGUGCCCGCCUGCGCUGCGGCCCCCGCCCUGCUCGACCGCCUGCCCGGUGACGGUGGGCGGCUGCUGCGGCCCGACGACCAGGCCAACGCCCUGUACGUGCGCAAGAUCGCCGCGCAGUUGCGCCCGUUGCACCGGCAGCUGGUGCGCGGCCGCUCGCGCGCCUUCUCGCUCACUGGGGACCCAGAGGAGGCUGACCUGUUCUACAUACCUGCCUUCUUCUCCAUCCUGUUUUGGCUUGGCACCGCGGAUGCCUUGAGCUGCGUGGCGAAGACGGUGCGCUCGUUGCAGGCGCACCCCUAUUUCACUCGGCGUAGCGGCCGCGACCAUUUUGUUAUCUACGGCGCCGAGUUUCCCCACUACAGAGACGAGCCCCAGUUUGGGCUCGAGCACUACGAGGCGACGGCGUCCAGAUGGGUCAUACUCACCGUCGCGUGCCCGCGGCCGUGCGGCGCGCAGCUAGACGCGUGGUCUGCCCGGGGGCGCUUCGUGGUGGUGCCCCACGCGUCCCGGCUGCGCUGCCGCCCGGGCGGCGGCGCCGGCGGACGGCAGCGCCGCUUCCUGCUCGGUUUCGUCGGCUCCCGCGGCGCCGCCGGGCGCUAUCCCGAGCGCGAGGCGUUCUUCGGGGCCACCUGCGCCGGGCCGCGCUGGCUGCGGACCGAGGACGGCCUGUGGCACAGGUCCCGCCCGUGGACCGCGCGGCACUGGGUCCUCGACGGCAACACACCCUCGUGGACGCCUUCCUGCUUUCGGCGGAGGCCUUCGCCGAGCUGUGCCCGCCGCCGGCGCGGCGGCGCGGCGCGGGCGGGCGGCCCGCGGUCAACUUCUGGUGGGUGGAGGCCGAGUGGCGCUGGAGGCUGCUUCCAGAGGCGGACGGCCCUGGGGGCGUGGAUGCGGACUUCUUCGAAGAAUGAACAGUUCCCCGCGCCGUACUACGGCUUCUCGGAAGGAGAGCUUGGCGAUAAGGUCAUGGCACUGCGUGACAGCGAGGACCAGAGGACCCACCUCGUGCCGGGCGGCUUCCGUGCAGAGCGACGCUUGCAGCCGCAGUUCAACUCCUUGCUGCUGGACUUCGACUCGGUCUACGAGCACUCGGAGGUGUGCCUGGUGGUGCCAGGCGAUACCUCGGACUGUGCCAAGCGGCUGUGGGACGCCAUGCUGCGCGGCUGCCUGCCAGCCUUCGUAUCAGAGGGUCAACCAGGUCACUGGCCGGUGCUGCCGUUCGCAGACAGGGUGGACUGGGCGUCGUUUGGCCUCUUCUUCCACGAAGUGAACUCGACGAGCGCGGCGCAGCGUGUUCUCGGGGAGCUGCUCCAGGUCCCAGAGGACGAGUUCGACCGCCGCCGCGAUGCCAUGCGCGGUUGGCUGCCGCAGGUGGCGCUGGAGCGCCGCGGCGUCUGCGGCCGGUCGCCCCCGGGCGCGCCGAACCGCUCCAGGGGGCCGCCUCCGACGGCGCUCGAGCUGGCGCUGGAGGAGAGGCCGCCAGCAGAGCGGUGCGCGUUGGCGCGAAUGGCGACCGUGUGAAAUCCCCGACGUCGCAGCCCGCCGCUCCAGAAGCUCUGGCGGCCAGCGCACAGAGGGAAUCACCCGCUUGCGAAAACCAGAGUCACGACAACUCGUGAG
Prorocentrum cordatum is the source of this 1668-nucleotide messenger RNA. The record is from the annotation of a GenBank genome assembly. NCBI's taxonomy places the organism in Eukaryota, Dinophyceae, Prorocentrales, Prorocentraceae.